CUUGCUGGUGUGAGGAGGAGAGCUGCAUUUCAAUGAGGGCCGGGCUAAUGCAAAUAUCUGCAAUAGCAGCAGAAGGCAAGCAGCUGCAGCCUAGACUGAGCAGCCCAGCAGCAGACAUCCUUCUUCCAGCCAGGGGGACACAGAUACAUAACAAAGACACCCAGAGCAAGACAUUCACUGUUUGGACACAGCCACAGCACCAACAACACAGACACAGGAGGACAUCUGCAGUCCAAUAUAUCUACCUAUAAUACAGCUAGUAGAAUCUCUAAGAUGUCCUUCGGGAGAGAUAUGGAGCUUGAACAUUUCGAUGAGCGUGACAAAGCUCAAAGGUAUAGCAAAGGAUCUCGGGCAAAUGGACUUCCCAGUCCUACUCAUAGUGCCCACUGCAGUUUUUACCGAACCCGCACGCUGCAAGCAUUGAGCUCGGAAAAAAAAGCCAAGAAAGUUCGAUUUUAUCGCAAUGGUGACCGAUAUUUUAAAGGGAUCGUUUACGCCAUUUCCCCUGACCGUUUUAGAUCUUUUGAGGCUCUCUUAGCUGACUUGACCAGGACUCUGUCUGAUAAUGUGAAUCUACCCCAAGGAGUGAGAACAAUUUACACAGUAGAUGGGAACAGGAAGAUUAUGUCAAUGGAUCAGUUGGUGGAAGGUGAAAGUUAUGUAUGUGGAUCUAUAGAGCCUUUUAAAAAACUGGAAUACACUAAGAAUGUUAAUCCUAACUGGGGUGUGAACGUGAAGACAACCCCUCCUCCUCGCUCAGUGCAACCACUCGCCUCUCCCAAACCUGGCACCUCUGAGGGUAGAGAUGGCAAGGAUUUCAUUAGGCCAAAGCUUGUCACCAUCAUCAGGAGUGGAGUCAAGCCCCGUAAGGCUGUCCGCAUACUCCUAAACAAGAAGACAGCCCACUCCUUCGAUCAGGUUCUUACUGAUAUAACUGACGCCAUUAAGCUUGAUUCUGGAGUGGUGAAGCGACUGUAUACACUGGAUGGGAAACAGGUGAUGUGCCUUCAGGAUUUCUUUGGCGACGAUGACAUUUUUAUUGCCUGUGGACCCGAGAAGUUCCGUUACCAAGACGAUUUCUUGCUGGACGAGAGCGAAUGCCGUGUUGUGAAGUCUACUUCGUACACCAAGCUUCCCAGUGUACCACGUCGAAGUACCACUAAGAGUCCAGGCCCAUCAAGGCGCAGCAAGUCACCUGCAUCAACCAGCUCAGUUAAUGGGACCCCAGGGAGUCAGCUUUCUACCCCACGAUCCGGAAAAUCUCCAAGUCCAUCACCAACCAGCCCUGGAAGUCUGCGAAAACAUAGGGGCUCCCAGCACAGUGGGUCCUCUACAUCUUUAGCAUCCACCAAGGUUUGCAGUUCCAUGGAUGAAGGCGAUGUCCUAGCAGAAGAUAUUUUGGAUGAAGGGUUCCAGGUUCCUGUCUCCAUAGCAGAACGAUAUAAAGUUGGAAGGACCAUAGGGGAUGGGAAUUUUGCAAUUGUUAAAGAGUGUAUAGAAAGGUCAACUGGUAGAGAAUAUGCUCUGAAAAUCAUUAAUAAAAGCAAAUGUAGGGGGAAAGAGCAUAUGAUUCAAAAUGAGGUCUCCAUCCUGAGAAGGGUUAAACAUCCCAAUAUUGUCCUGCUAAUUGAAGAGAUGGACAUGCCAACUGAAUUGUACCUUGUGAUGGAACUUGUUAAGGGAGGAGAUUUAUUUGACGCUAUAACUUCAACUAACAAAUACACAGAGCGAGAUGCAAACGGAAUGCUGUAUAAUCUAAUGAGUGCCAUCAAAUACCUGCACAGCUUAAACAUUGUUCAUAGAGACAUCAAACCUGAGAACCUGCUGGUCUAUGAACACCAGGAUGGGAGUAAAUCACUAAAACUUGGAGAUUUUGGACUUGCCACGGUAGUCGAUGGACCUCUUUACACUGUGUGUGGAACCCCAACCUAUGUAGCUCCUGAAAUAAUCGCAGAGACUGGGUAUGGCCUGAAAGUGGAUAUCUGGGCAGCAGGCGUGAUCACCUACAUCCUGCUCUGUGGCUUUCCUCCUUUCCGUGGAAGUGGAGAUGAUCAGGAAGUACUUUUUGAUCAGAUUCUCAUGGGACAAGUGGACUUUCCAUCUCCCUACUGGGACAAUGUUUCCGAUUCUGCAAAGGAACUUAUCACCAUGAUGCUACAGGUUGAUGUUGAUCAGCGAUUCUCUGCUCUGCAGGUUCUUGAACAUCCAUGGGUCAACGAUGAUGGUUUGCCUGAGAAUGAGUAUCCACUGUCUGUGGCUGGGAAAAUAAAGAAACAUUUCAACACUGGCCCCAAACCCAAUAGCACCUCAGCUGGAGUCUCUGUUAUAGCAACCACCGCUCUUGAUAAGGAGAGGCAGGUUUUCAGACGAAGACGCAACCAGGAUGUAAAGAGUCGGUUCAUCGCUCAACCAGCUGCACCCGAAAUGACUUCAGAAUCAGAGGAUUAUUCACCAAGCUCGUCUGAGACUGUUCGCUCACCUAACUCACCCUUUUAAGGAAACACUUUAAAUAUAAGUCUUGGCCUAACCCUUCACGACUCAGAGUGGAUACCGAUGUUGCGUGGACAUAAAUAAUGAUAAUAAUGUUUGCAGGUGUGAAUGAGAGAACAAAAUAACGGUGAUCAAAACCAUUGUGUUACAGACAUCAUUAGCACUAAUGAAUAGUAAAUGUUUUCGUGCAAAAAAAACAAAAACAAAAAAGAAUACUUUUUGUGCAAAAAGAGACUGAAAUAUAAUUGCAUCUUGGACUGUUUACAAUCAUAUGGUAGUGAUGGCCCAUGUUUGUCAUUAUAAAAAUAAUUAAAUGUCUUUAAAGGGCAAAAAAUACUUUUUAUUCCCCCAAGACAGGGUAGGGCAAAGGACAGUGACAUUUUUGAAACAACACUACGGAGAACCAAAGCCAGUGUAGUUCUUGAUUCCAUGACACAAAUAACCAGAAAUGGUAGUGAUGAGGGUUCAUAGAGAUUGACGUUAUAAUAACAAAUUACGUUCUUUAAAUAAUUUUUUAAAGGUAGCUGACGUAUUUUUGUCUCCUAUUACCUCGAGCAAAAAAACUAAAAAAGCCAAGAAUAAAAUAUGAAGAAAACAUUAUAAUUAUAUAUAGAGAGAAAGAUAUACUACAACCAUCUCUUCAUUAAAAUGGAAUGCCUGAUGUCCGAAGAGAGGACUUCCUAGCUUCAUUUCUCAAGGACCUCAAUAAAAUGUCUAAUGCUUAAGAAAAUAUGUAAUGUUGUCCAUACAUAUAUGUCUUCUAGUCCUCAGGUAAAUGUGUUAAAUUUGUUAAAUGUAAGAUACCUCCCCUCUUUCUUUUUUUUUAUUCUUUACAUCUUUAUCGGGACGUAGGUGCAGAUCCAUCCUCAUGAAAUCACUGCUUGUGUGAAGGCCACCAAUUCAGGAUCUGAGAUUUACUUAUAUAUAUUAUUUUUCAGUAUGGAUAAACCUGACUAACUGGUGUUUCCUGAAGAAUUUUGGAACACAUGUAAAUUCCAACAUGCAAGCUGUGUUCUGAUGGUCCUUGAAAAAUGAAAUUAGAAGUCUGUCCUAAAUAAAAUUAAGUGCCAUUACCAAGAUCAAAUAAUCUCAUAACUUUUAACAUGAUUCCCCGCAACACAAAUAAUCCAUUUGUCUUUUUUUACACUCCAGAUAUGUAAAUGUGUACUAGUGCAAUGUGACUGAGCACUUUGUUUUAGGAAUGCAGAAACUGUAGCACUUCAAACUAUAUGUGGAUGACAACUCAUAGGAUUCUCAGCCUGGCAGAAUCCUGUAUGUGUUCUUUAUAAUUAAAGCCACUAAACUAUACCAAGAUUCUGUCAUCUGAGGCAAUGUAUAUACAUUUUAAACGUAUAGACUGACAUCUUCAAGCAUUGGUGUCAGACUUCACAAACUAGGCUUGGUUAAACGAUGGUAGACAAAAAAAUAAAAGAGGGGUUCAUGCAAGUUUUUUUUUAAUCUCUGAUUUAAUUGUUUAGCGUAAACAGUUUAGCGUAAACAAUGUAGCAUCCUUUCUGCAGGGCCUAAAGGUUGGCUAUUCACCACUACAAAUAGCAAUACAGAGUAACAAUAAAGUGUCCAAUGUGAUGU
Pelobates fuscus (common spadefoot toad) is the source of this 4080-nucleotide messenger RNA. It is a transcript of the gene DCLK1, whose product is annotated as doublecortin like kinase 1. Bases 274 to 2496 code for a protein of 740 amino acids. Gene Ontology annotation, biological process: protein phosphorylation; retina development in camera-type eye; axoneme assembly. The record is from RefSeq and is a predicted model, not a curated record. Gene Ontology annotation, cellular component: microtubule; microtubule organizing center; neuron projection. Gene Ontology annotation, molecular function: ATP binding; microtubule binding; protein kinase activity. Lineage: Eukaryota; Metazoa; Chordata; Amphibia; Anura; Pelobatidae. The transcript is spliced from 17 exons.